AUGGAAAUCGAAGGUCAGAUCACCUUGCUGAACGACAUUGAUGCUCUUUCCACAAACUACACUAUCAAGGUUAAAAUUGUUAGUUUGUGGAGGAAGAAAAUGAGAGCUAACGAAAGAGAGACUUAUCGUAUAGAUAUGAUACUGAUGGAUGAGAUGGGUACCAAGAUCCAAGCAUUUUGCUUGCAUAAGCUAUUUUCAAAGUUUGAGAGGCAUCUUAUUGUUGAUGAAUGCUUAAUCAUAAAACGUCCUUCUCUUGCUGCCAACACUACGUUUUUCAAGAUUGUACCUAACAAUCAAAAGUUAUCUUUUCACUACCAUACGUUGGUGGAGAAGUGCAAAAAUUGGGAUGGUCCGCAGUAUGUUUUCAAUUUUGUUGAUUUUAACGAUGUUCUGUCACAGAAAAUAAAGGAGGGUACCACAGUAGAUGUCAUUGGUUAUGUUUGUGUUUGUUAUAACAUCGAGGAUACGAACAAAAAGGAUGGUAGCAAAGGGAAACGCCUUAAUCUUAAGCUUCAAGAUAUUGAAGAUGUUCAGAUCGAUUUAACUCUUUGGGAUGAUUACGCUAAGGACAUGUAUUCUUACAUGGUUAGUGAAAAGCGUGAAGCACAUGUUGUCGUUGUUAUCCAUUUCGGUGCUGUUAAGACAUACAAAGGAAAAUGGGGUUUGUCUAAUAACUUUGAUGGUUCAAGAAUUUUCAUUAACGACAACUUUGAUGACAUGCUAUUGUUUAGGCAAAAGUUUCUUGCAAAACUUGCUGCUUCAACUGAGUCGAGUAGCCAUGCUGGGUCAUAUAUCAUGUGUUCUGUCGAAGAUGAAUUUUUAAAGAACGAUGUUUUUUCACCAAUUGCUUAUCUUGGAUCAAUCCUAGAGCCAAAGAAAGUUGUUGUUGUUGGGACUAUCGUUGCAAUUGUUUCAGAUAAGAUGUGGUAUUAUGAUGGGUGCAACUAUUGCAAGUCCAAAGUUGAGCAAAAGUUUGAAACAUAUGAUAAGGAUGAUGGAACAAGUGAUGUUAAAGAUGAGAAGUUGUAUCAAUGUUCUAACAAGGAUUGUAAUGGUAAAGAAGUUUUCCCGUUGUCCAGGUUCAAAAUACCGGUUCGUGUUCAAGAUUCAACUGGUACGGUGACACUUACAUUGUUUGAUCAUGAGGCGAUGAAGUUUGUUGGUAAAACUGCAAAGGAACUUAUAGAAAUUCAGGACGAGUUAUUGAGGUCGAAUGAGAAUCCCGGAGAAUAUCCAGUUGAGUUUGAAUCAUUGCUUAACAUAAAGUGUGCUUUCGUGAUUAAAGUAAGUGACUUUAAUAUUGUGAAUGCUGUCGAGAAUUAUGGAAUCUCAGUUGUUACCACUGAUGAAGACAUAUUGGAUAAGCUGAACAAAAAAUUCAAAAUUGACCAACUUGAUGUAUCUGAUUCUUUUGGUAUGACUCAGUCUGAGUUCCAAGCUACCGGUGGUGACAGUUUCAAGGAUGCGGAUUCUUACACUGGGGAUAACACCACACCUGUGUCGAAGGAUUACGUGAGUGACUUGAAGCAACCAUCUUCUGAUAUGAAGCGUAACCUGGAUGAUGUUUAUUUGAAUGAUGAGGGAGUGGGGUCGUCAGCGAUACUCUGUGGUGUUAACAAAAUGCAGAAUACGUUUCAACAGCUUACUUCAUAUUCUUCUGAACCUCCACACCCUGGCAUCGCUGACGAAGCUGUUCGGGCUAAACAUAGGCGGAAGUUAAGAAAAGUAUACCUUGAUAGUAAGAGAUCAAGGAUUAGUAGAAAUUUGAUUUCUAAAAGUGGAUGCUCAACCUCUUCAUCAUCAACACGUUUUAUUUUGAACAACAAAGAGAAUUUAACUCCCAAUUUUUCAAUACCAACAUUUACUACCCAAUCAUCAACUCUUAUACCGACACGUAAUCAUUUAGAUUCCUUGGUUAACGUAACAUCUUCAAAUUUUACACCUUCUACAAUGAGGAAGGAAGGAAAUGUACUACAAGAUAAGUAUACAACACCCAACCGUACACCCUUUGCAAAUAUAGAAAACAUAACACCAGGAAAUAAUUCUAAAUAUUCGAGAAACGUACCUUUAUCAUCGGGGCCAAUUUCAAGUAAAAAUAUGAGGACAAAUGUUUUGCAUCAUUCUUCAACAUCAGGACGACGUAUGAUGCUGUCAAACAAGGAAAACAUUACACCACUGUCGUGUAUUACAAACAUACGUACGCAAGUUCCCAGUGUACCAUAUUGUUCUAAUGCUAUGUCUUCUUUGACUCCUAUAUCACACGAUAAUAUUGCAACCUCAUCAACUUUACCAUUGAAUGAUCGCUACUCUUUUAAUCCUCCAAUAACAAAUAAACAAGCCAUACCAAUGGCUCCUCUUGAAUCUGAUGAUGAAAAUCAUAUUCACGAGAUUGUUGCAGACGCCACCAAAGGCGUAUCCAAAGAUUACGUUGACCAUGGUGACCAAUCACUUACGUGUGGUUUAUGCUUUGCAAAGUUAUGGGCUACCGAAGGUGGAAAGGGUCGCAUUACACUUCAAAAACAAACAUAUAGCUUAUGUUGUGGAUAUGGUAAAGUUGACUUGCCUGAAUAUAAAGAUUCUCAUCCGUCUUAUGAGAUGCUUUUUUCCUCUUUAGAUCAAGAAAGCAAGUUUUUCUUAAAGAAUAUAAGACGUUACAAUUCUAUGUUUUCCUUUACUUCAAUGGGAGGAAAAGUCGAUACUAAAAUAAACAAAGGAAAUGCUCCAUAUGUUUAUAGAAUCAGUGGUCAGAAUGCACAUAGUAUGGGUAGUCUUCUUCCUAAGGAGGGUGCCCAGCCAAAAUUCUCACAACUUUAUAUCUAUGAUACUGAGAACGAGCUUGCUAAUAGAGAGUUGCUAUUUGGUGAUUCUACAAGCAAAGCAUCUUUAAGGGCAAAGGAACUUGAUGCUAAAUUUAUAAAGUUUCUUACCAACAUGUUAGAUUCUACGAAUAUGCUGGUUAAAACUUACAGAAUGGUACGCGACCACCUGCACGAGAAUCCUAACGUUUCCCUUAAGCUUAGGUUAAUCUCACAGAGAGAUCGUGACGGAAGGACAUACAACUUACCUACGUGUUUCGAAGUUGCUGCUUUAAUAGUUGAUGAACCUAAUCUCAAGAUAGAAAGUCGUGAUAUUAUUGUUGAAAAGCGUUCAGGAGUCCUUAAGCGUAUUAGCGAGUUACAUCCUUCUUACCUUGCUCUCCAGUAUCCGAUUCUUUUUCCGUACGGAGACGAUGGCUAUAGGAUUAAUAUUCCUCAUAGGGAAUUUGGUCCUAACACAAAAAAGACAAGACCAACUUGCACUAUGAGGGAGUUUUUUGCUUAUAGAAUUCAAGAUAGACAUAACAAGUUUUCUCUAAUUCUUAAUGCAAGAAGGUUGUUUCAGCAGUUUUUAGUUGAUGCCUACACAAUGAUUGAAAGUGAGAGGCUCAACUUCAUACGUUUUCAGCAAAUCAAACUGAGAUCUGACUCACUUAACAGUCUUAAAAAUGUUCAAGAUGUUGGUCAGAGUGAUUUGAGUCAUACCGGACAACCUGUUAUAUUACCGUCAUCGUUUACUGGUGGUUCUCGAUACAUGAUGCAAAACUAUUUGGAUGCUAUGGCGUUAUGUCGGAAUUAUGGGUAUCCUAAUUUCUUUAUCACUAUCACAUGUAAUCCGAAAUGGCCUGAAAUUGUUAGAUUUAUCGGUGACUCAUCAAUUAAGCCAGAAGACAGACCUGACAUACUUUGUCGAUUGUUUAAGAUGAAACUCGAUGAAUUGAUAACUGAUUUGAAGCAAAAAAAAAUUUUUGGUGAUAUUAAUGCAGUUGUUUACACAGUUGAGUUUCAAAAGCGUGGAUUGCCACAUGCACACAUUUGCUUAUUUAUGAAAGCUGAUCAUAAGCUUCCUAUGGUUGAACACAUUGAUCCAUUUAUCUCAGCUGAAAUUCCGGAUAAAAACGAGGAUCCUGAGUUGUAUUCUCUUGUGAGUGACUUUAUGAUUCAUGGUCCUUGUGGACAUGCCAACAAGAAAUGUCCAUGCAUGGUUGGGAACCGUUGUUCUAAGAAUUUUCCAAAGAAGUUUUUGGAAUCCACUUCCAUUGAUUCUGAUGGAUUUCCCGUUUAUAGGAGAAGAGAUUCUGGUCACACGGUUGUGAAGAAGGGUGUUACUUUGGACAAUAGGAGCGUAGUUCCAUACAACAAAAAACUUCUAAAAAGGUAUCAGGCGCACAUCAACGUCGAGUGGUGCAAUCAGGCGGGUUCAAUUAAGUAUUUGUUUAAAUAUAUUAAUAAAGGACCUGAUCGAGCCACGGUAGCUGUUUUUGAUUCAGACAGAGGUCCAGAUGAGGAGAUCCCAAAAGAUGAAAUUAAAGAAUAUUACGAAGCUAGAUAUGUUUCCGCAUGUGAAGCAAGCUGGAGAAUAUUUGCCAACGAGGUUCAUUAUAGGUAUCCUUCUGUCAUGAGAUUACCUUUUCAUCUACCAGGACAACAAAAUGUUGUAUUUAGUUGUGACGACGAUAUUGAGGAUGUCUUACACAAACCUCAAGUAAAUUCUUCGAUUUUCUUAGAAUGGAUGAAGAUGAACAAUUCUAAGCCUGAAGCAAGACAACUUACAUAUGUUCAGUUUCCUUCAAAAUAUGUGUGGAAGUUAAAAGAUCGUUGCUGGCAGCCACGUCAAAAUUAUGUUGUUAUUGGGAGAAUAUAUUCUGCGUCUCCUUCUCUUGGUGAGGCUUAUUAUCUAAGAAUUCUUCUUACCAAGGUUAAAGGACCAAGAUCAUUUGAAGAAAUCAGAACAUAUGAAGGUGUUGUUUAUCCUACUUUUAGGGAUGCGUGUUAUGCACGUGGCCUGUUAGAUGAUGACAAUGAAUAUAUCGAGUGUAUUAAAGAAUCCAGUUUCACUGGUAACGCUCAUUAUCUUCGUUCUUUGUUUGGAACACUACUUUUGUCUAAUACUCUUUCAAGACCUGAAGUUGUUUGGGAGAAAACGUGGGAGCUAAUGUCCGAGGACAUUUUAUACAAUAUGCGUAAAGAUAGUGGCAUGAGCGGAUUCGUUGUAUCAGAUGAACGUUUAAAGAAUAUAACAUUGACCAAGAUCGAAAAAUUUCUUCUUCGUAAUGGAUCCAGCUUGCACAGGUUCUCAACGAUGCCUUAUCCUGAUGAUGACUAUCUAAUGACCGAGAGCAACCGUUUGAUAAACGAGGAGCUUUCGUUUGACAUUGAUGAACUUAGGGGUGCAUCCAUUAGAUCCAUUGGACAGAUUGUUAUUAAUGUUGCUUCAAGUGGUAUUGCAUCUUUGUUGCUAUCACGAGGUCGUACUGCCCAUUCACGAUUUCAUAUUCCUAUUAAUCUCAACGAAGAUUCGGUCUGCCAUAUCAAGCCUAAUACUGAAGUCGCUAAUCUUCUAAACCAAGCCAAGUUGAUUAUUUGGGAUGAGGCACCGAUGGUACACAAACAUGCUUUUGAGGCUCUUGAUCGUACAAUGAAGGAUGUUUUGAGUGUAUUUGAUUCACGAAAUUCAGAACUUCCAUUUGGUGGAAAAGCUAUUGUCUUUGGUGGUGACUUUAGACAAAUCCUACCGGUUGUACAAAAUGGAAGCAGGCAAGAUAUUGUAAACGCAUCUUUAUGUUCAUCCCAUAUCUGGUCCCAUUGCAAGGUGUUAAAGUUGACAACAAACAUGCGUUUAUCGGUAGGAUCCAGUACCUCAAACAUCGAGGAAAUAAAUCAAUUUGGUAAAUGGCUUUUAGAGAUUGGCGAAGGCAAUGUUGGUCAUUCUAACGAUGGUGAUUCACAUAUUGAAUUACCUGAUCAUCUUUUGAUAACUGAUGAGAAUGAUCCGAUUCAGGCUUUGAUUGACUUUGUAUAUCCUUCAGUUUUGGAUCGUUUUAAAGACCGUCACUACUUUUCUGAAAGAGCUAUACUCGCUCCUAAGAAUGAAGUUGUUCAUGAUAUAAAUGAUCGUUUGCUUGAAUUGUUUCCGGGUGAAGAGGUAGAGUAUCUUAGCUCUGAUAGUUUAUGUCCUACUGAGGAUAUUAAUGAUCCGUUACAUCAAGAUUUAUAUAAUCCAGAUGUGUUAAAUAGUGUGAAAGUUUCUGGAUUACCAAAUCAUAGAUUGGUAUUGAAAUUGGGUGUUCCGGUAAUGCUUUUGAGGAAUAUUGACCAGCAAAACGGUUUGUGCAAUGGUACGCGUCUUCAAAUCACACGUCUUGGUAAACGUGUUAUCGAGGCUGAGAUAUUAUCUGGAAGUAAUGUCGGUUCAAGAACUUACAUCCCAAGAAUUAGCAUGAUACCAUCUGACAAAAAAAUACCCUUCAAGUUUCAACGAAGGCAGUUUCCAAUAACCGUAUGUUUUGCGAUGACUAUUAACAAAAGUCAAGGACAAUCUCUAUCCAGAGUUGGUCUAUACCUUAGAGAUCCCGUGUUCUCACAUGGUCAGCUUUAUGUUGCUUUGUCGAGAGUAAAGACUAAGGAUGGCGUUAAGGUUCUAAUAUUCGACAAAGAUGGGAGACCAACAAACAAAACUGCAAACGUUGUUUACAAAGAAGUUUUUGGGAAAUUGUAG
Messenger RNA from Helianthus annuus (common sunflower), 6534 nucleotides. RefSeq lists its product as uncharacterized. Lineage: Eukaryota; Viridiplantae; Streptophyta; Magnoliopsida; Asterales; Asteraceae. The record is from RefSeq and is a predicted model, not a curated record. The transcript has 23 exons. Gene Ontology annotation, molecular function: DNA helicase activity. The coding region runs from base 1 to 6534 and encodes 2177 amino acids. Gene Ontology annotation, biological process: DNA repair; telomere maintenance.